Molecule: messenger RNA, 1573 nt
Organism: Cataglyphis hispanica
Lineage: Eukaryota; Metazoa; Arthropoda; Insecta; Hymenoptera; Formicidae
Product: alpha-tocopherol transfer protein-like
Exons: 4
Coding region: 560-1465 (301 amino acids)
Cellular component (GO): membrane
Molecular function (GO): phosphatidylinositol bisphosphate binding
Source: RefSeq, a predicted model, not a curated record
GUUUUUAGAUUGCAUGUUUCCCGUUUUUGCUGAGUGGUAUAACUACUUCGACAUUACUUCAUACUUUGAUAUCUAAAUGAAUUUUCAACGUAUAUUCCCAUAUUAUUAAUUGCCAAAAUGGCAUAUUACAUAUAUUGAAACAUACUCAUAUAUCUGCUGUCACGCUAUACACUCCGUUUCGGAUCCGGUGUGACUUAAAAGGUCUAUAUCCCAAUGCAGGUUUCAAUCAGAACUCUUCGAGUUACCGAACAGCAUUCCUUCGCCUGUUUAGUACACACGCGCACACAUAUAUUCGGAGUGAACCUAAUUUAUUUGGUCGUGCAAUAUUCGCUAGUAAAUUUUGAAUAAAUUGAGUGAACUACGCCUAUAUAAUGUACAGUUUAUGUUUAUAUAAUUUAAUAUAGUGUGUAUUUAUGUUGGUGUGUCUAUAAAAUAUAUACAGUCAAUAUAAUAAAUACAAUAAAUUUUGUCGUGCAAUUUUCCAUUAUACGAAAUUUUGGAAAAAGAAGAAGCGUGAUUUUACCAGCUCUCUAUAAGAAAAAAAUCGACAGUGUGAACCAUGACUUCAAUAGAUUUAGUACCGUUUGAAGAAGAGCUAAAGAGAAAUCCUGAAUUGAAAGAAGCGGAUAUACAAAUGUUGAGAGAAUGGUGUGAAAAACAACCUCAUUUGCCAAAGAUAUCAAACAGCGAAUUAGCAUUGUUUUUACACAGCAAUUAUUAUCGACUUGAGCCGACAAAGACCACUAUCGAUACCUUCUUCACAGUUAGAACUCAUGUACCCGAAUUCUUUUGCAAUCGGGAUUUAAUAAACAAUAAAGAACUCAAAAAAGCCAAGCAAAUUGUAACACAACAGAUUUUGGAAGGAACUACUAAAGACGGCUACAAAAUCAUCUAUGGAAGAUUGCUGGAUAGCGAGCCAUCGCACUUUGUUUAUAACGACACUAUGAAAUUGCUAAAUAUGGUAAUAGAUUUGUGGCUCUAUACACAAGGUACCUGUAAUGGCCACGUAAUAUUGUUCGACAUGAAAAAUGUUUCUUUCGGCCAUGUUGGCCGUUUGAGUCCCAUGGGACUCAAGAAAUUUCUUUACUAUCUACAAGAGGGUUUGCCCGUCAGGCUAAAAGGUUUCCACUUUAUGAAUGCUUCUCCGGUAAUCGAUGUUAUUCUAAAUAUGAUGAGACCUUUUAUGAAGAAACAGCUGAUGGAUAUGUUCCAUAUGCAUACUACAAAUGACACUCUGGAAAAAUUCGUACCACUCGAAGUUCUUCCGAAUGAAGCAGGCGGUCAGGCUGGCCCGAUACAAGAAUUACACGAGAAACAAAUAAAAAAAUUGGAAGAUCACGUUGCUUGGUUUCAAGAGGAAGAAACUAAUCAUCGCGUCAAUGAAGCGCUGCGACCCGGCAAAGCAAAGACAGCGACGGAUUUAUUUGGUGUCGAAGGAAGUUUUAAGAAACUCGAGAUUGAUUAAUCAAGCAAUAAUCUUUGAAUGUUUUACAGCGAAUGUUUUAAAUCUGUUAUUUUCAAGAUAUAAUAAUCACCUCCAAUAUUCAGAAAUAAAAACAAUAGUCUAACAAUA